Messenger RNA from Olea europaea var. sylvestris, 1550 nucleotides. Its product is annotated as transcription factor FAMA-like. Lineage: Eukaryota; Viridiplantae; Streptophyta; Magnoliopsida; Lamiales; Oleaceae. Gene Ontology annotation, biological process: positive regulation of DNA-templated transcription; guard cell differentiation; stomatal complex development. The coding region runs from base 279 to 1475 and encodes 398 amino acids. The record is from RefSeq and is a predicted model, not a curated record. The transcript has 5 exons. Gene Ontology annotation, cellular component: nucleus. Gene Ontology annotation, molecular function: DNA-binding transcription factor activity; protein dimerization activity.
UCAUAUAUUCAGACAAUAUAUAUUCUUCAAAUUUUACAAUUAUAUAGCUAUAUUUUGCUUAUAACCAAAACCCCACUUUUCACCUUAUUUUCAACUUUUCUCUCCCAAGAUUUGUCAUGUGGUGGAUUAGUUCGUAUUAUUAACUUGUUUGAUCGAAGACAAGUUGUGUAUUUUUCACGUUCAUAGGAGGUGGAACCCAGCAGUACAAAUUCUGAAAAUUUAACUGUGCAUGAAUUGAGCUCAAUUAGGGUUUUGGGUAAAAUUCAGUGGUUUUAUAUAUGAUGGAGAAAGAAGGAAAUUAUUUGGCUACAGGAAAUUCUGACUAUUCUAUUGAAAAUCAUCAGCAGCAGCAGAUGAUGACGCCUCAAAUUGGAGAAACUUCUGCUGAUAGUAGCUGUCAAAUGGUUGAUUAUAUGUUUAAUAAUCCUUCACUUCAAUCCUCUAACUAUUGCGGCUCGACUUCGUUGGAUAAGUUGAGUUUUGCAGAUGUGAUGCAACUGGCAGAUUUUGGCCCCAAGUUGGCCUUAAAUCAAGCUAGAACUUCUGCUGAUCAAGAAACUACAGGUGGGAUUGAUCCGGUUUACUUCCUCAAGUUUCCGGUUUUAAACGAGAAAUUACAAGAUGAUCAGUCCCUAUUGGCUGUACCUCAAGCCCUUGGAGAAGAUCAAGAAAGAAAUGGUAAAGCAGUGGAAGAAGGUGGUGAAGAUAUGGUUGAAAAUACCUCAGCUCAAUUAAGGUUUCUUGGCAAAAAUCUCGAAAAAAGCCCAGUUACUGAAUCAGGUAAGAACAAGAGAAAGAGGCCUAGAACUACAAAGACAAAUGAAGAAGUUGAGAGCCAGAGGAUGACACAUAUAGCAGUCGAAAGAAACCGGAGAAAGCAAAUGAAUGAACAUCUUCGUGUUCUUAGGUCUCUCAUGCCUGGUUCUUAUGUCCAAAGGGGAGAUCAAGCUUCGAUAAUAGGUGGAGCCAUAGAAUUUGUGAGAGAAUUAGAACAACUUCUCCAAUGCCUCGAAUCGCAAAAGAGGCGACGACUCUACGGAGAUGGCCAAAGGCCAAUAGUAGAUCCUUCUAUUGUGGUGCAGCAGCAGCAGCAGCAGCCUCAACCACCAUUUCUAAUUCCUCCGGUGCCUAAUCCACUUAAUGAUCAAGUAAAACUUGUCGAAUAUGAAACUGGGCUACGCGAAGAAACAGCCGAAAGCAAGUCAUGUUUAGCUGAUGUUGAAGUGAAGGUUUUAGGUUUUGAUGCAUUGAUCAAGAUUUUAUCAAGAAGAAGACCUGGCCAGCUCAUUAAGGCCGUAGCUGCACUUGAAGAUUUGCAGCUUAAUAUUCUUCACACCAACAUUACUACAAUUGAACAAACUGUUCUCUAUUCUUUCAAUGUCAAGAUUACUGGCGAAGUAAGGUUUACUGCUGAAGAUAUAGCAAAUUCUGUUCAACAAAUAUUCAGUUUUAUUCAUGCAGAAAGCAACAUAUGAUGUAAUGAAAUUGAAUUUCGAUCGUUUGUCUCAUGUUUACUUAGAGUUUUAGAAUUUAAUAUUGCCUUUAUGAGA